GAAGUUCGUGUCUGCUGGCGAGGCUCAGGCGACCUCAAAGCCAGUGGCAAGCACGACCGUUCCUUCCAGGAUCGCACUGCUGAAUUCGAGCGUGCGAGGGGUAAAGGUCGCCGCUCUGGCUGCCCAAUCCGGCAGCAUGCCAGCCGCACCUGCAGCGCAGGAUGCAUCCCUGCCAGUUCCAGCAGCCAACGCCAGCGGCGCAGUACCGGCUGCUCCGCAACCCGCCGCCACGGUUACAGCAGCUCCGGCCACAUCGGUGACUGCAGCGCCUCAGCAACUCAACGGGACAGCAGGACUGUCCCAAGGCAGUGCCCCAUUGUUGCACGUCCGUGGCACACAAGUCGCUGCUGAGCCAAAGUCCAGGUUGGCUACCGAUCGCAGCUUACACUUGCCAGGCACUGCAGUAGAGGCUCCUCCAGCACAAGCUCCUCCCACUCAAGCGCCGCAAGCACCAGUACAAACACCCGGUGCUGGCCUGACAACCAAUAGGGCGGGCAGUCCACAGGCUGCGCCUGUGCAAGCCGCAGCACUGGCGGAUCCGCCAGCUCCCGCGGUACCAAGUGCUCAGCCUGCGCAGCUUCGCAUGCCAGCCCGAGCAGCACCGUCAGCAGCACCAGCAGCAACAGCAGCAACACCACCAGCCCCACCAGCACCAGCAUUGGGACAUCAGGCUGUGGAGGAUGCAGCUGCCGCCACCCCCACUGUAAAGAUCCAGGAGCUGGCAGAGUCCUCGGCGUUUAGCACAAUGCCUCCGCUUCCAGCCGCCGCC
Messenger RNA from Symbiodinium pilosum, 769 nucleotides. NCBI's taxonomy places the organism in Eukaryota, Dinophyceae, Suessiales, Symbiodiniaceae. The record is from the annotation of a GenBank genome assembly.